Kazachstania africana CBS 2517 is the source of this 1029-nucleotide messenger RNA. RefSeq names its product Fdo1p (gene FDO1). The transcript has a single exon. Lineage: Eukaryota; Fungi; Ascomycota; Saccharomycetes; Saccharomycetales; Saccharomycetaceae. The record is from RefSeq and is a predicted model, not a curated record. The coding region runs from base 1 to 1029 and encodes 342 amino acids.
AUGGAUAAUUUAAUGAAUCCGAGUACUCAUGCUACAAGCACUCCUACACUCCCUCAAAUCCUGCACAUAUCCAAAAGUCCAGUCGUUCAUGACAUAGAACUCUCGAAAGUUCUCGAAAACGCUAAGGACUUAAUGCGUAAACUUUUGUCUUCGGAAGGAAUGAUGAGUCCAGCGGAAGAUCAUGAAUUUAUCAACAAGGGCACAAGUAAUGUCAAUGGAGAUGCAUAUCAACAUAACCUACCUCCAUCUAAUGAUAGUAAUAAUAACUAUAGGGGAGGCCUCCUUACCAGCACGAACUUCGUUUCCAAUAACAAGAUACAAAAAGAAGAAAUUGUAACCACAAUGGAUUCACUGAUGCGAUCAAUAGAUUUUCAAUUGAAACAAAUACAGCAAUUGAAAUUUAAAAAUAUGAUGCUAAGUACAAAUAAUAUCGACGCACAAUCAAGACUAACUGUGGAAGAAAAUCUUCAAAAACAUGAACAUGAAAGGCUAAAAAGUCAAUUGCUUUCAGAGAAGCAAACUUUGAUGGAGCAAUUGAAAGUAUCUGAUAAUAAAGUCAAGAAAUACAAAAAAAGAAUUGUGGACAAGAAUAGAGAAAUAAAUAGACUAUUGAAACUCUUGCGCCAAAAUUCAGUAGACGUAAGUCAAAUUGAAGGUAUCUCUUUCGACUCUAGUACAUCUUCAGUAAGGAUAAAUACUUCUGAGAGUAUUUCAAGGAAUAAAAAAUCAAAUAUGCUCAGAACUUUAGGGGUUUUGGCUACACAGGUGCUAAAUGAUAACACAGAAGAUACCUCAGCCAAUCAAACAAUUUUGCAACCAAUUGGAAAAGGUGAUGAUGAAACCGAGGCAGAAAUUUCAUUUUAUACAAAUAAUACCGAAAAUUAUCCAAACACUAAUAACAAUGUUCUAACUUCGUUGCCAAAUUUACCAGAAGUAAAAAUUAGCUCACCUAAUAAUGCACCAAAUCCUAUAGUAUUACCAAAAAUGAGAAGUUUUAGUACAGUGGACGGGUCAGUAAAAGACAGAUAA